Molecule: messenger RNA, 868 nt
Organism: Rhincodon typus (whale shark)
Lineage: Eukaryota; Metazoa; Chordata; Chondrichthyes; Orectolobiformes; Rhincodontidae
Gene: cox7a2l
Product: cytochrome c oxidase subunit 7A-related protein, mitochondrial
Exons: 3
Coding region: 62-415 (117 amino acids)
Biological process (GO): mitochondrial electron transport, cytochrome c to oxygen; mitochondrial respirasome assembly; regulation of oxidative phosphorylation
Source: RefSeq, a predicted model, not a curated record
GGAUGGACCCUGCUGGGUUCCUUUUUCUGUCGCAGCAGUUUCCCGGCGUCGGGUGUCGAACAUGUUCUACAAGUUUAACGGAUUCACGCAGAGACUGAGCGGCGGGGCUGGGUCUGUGGCCUAUUGCCCGCAGGGGUUGAAGCCUCUAGUUUCUACAGAACCUUCCACUAUGAUUUUUGCCACGCCAACAAAAACCAUGUCUGAAUUGGAAGGAGGAGGAAUGCACUUUUUAGGACGGAAUAAGGUGCCUGAUUUCCAGCAAAUAUUUCAGAAGCCAGAUGGUUUGCCUGUACAUUUGAAGCGAGGUGUCCCUGAUCGACUACUAUACAGGACUACAAUGGCAUUGACAAUUGGCGGGACCAUUUACUGCUUGAUAGCACUCUUUCUGGCAGCCCAGCCCAAAAAACACAACUGAAAAAAACCUAUUAAUGUGAUUCUAAAAUGCUCAACUCCAGGACCAGCAAACAGUCCUUUGUACAGUUGUAACCUGUUUACUGCUUUCUAAGUUUAUUUCUAGCAGUUUAUCUAAAAUUUGGACAUGAGAUUGACCAAUCAGUUUUAAUCUGUGAUUUGGUGAGAAUUCCAGAGCCCAGGAUUCUGCUGAAUUAUAACAUUAGGUUUAUUAGAAAUUGACAUUGAAUCAUGUAAUAUGCUUGAGAAAAUGUGUUUAAAAUUGAUUAGGGUGAAUAGAACAUAAUGCCACAGAUGGUGGAACCUGGAAGUUCUUUCACUUGCCACGAAGACCAUCAGGACCUAUGUCAAUCUUACUAAUGAGGAAUUCUCUUAUUCACCAUUGUCAUAAUAUUUUGUGCAAAUGGUGUGCAGUCUCAAUUAUGUCUGUGCAGCUAAAAUAAAGUUCUAACAGUGA